Molecule: messenger RNA, 453 nt
Organism: Acanthoscelides obtectus
Lineage: Eukaryota; Metazoa; Arthropoda; Insecta; Coleoptera; Chrysomelidae
Source: the annotation of a GenBank genome assembly
AUGUGCCUUUUAUGCAACAAAGUUUUGGGCAAUGACGCUAUGAAACCAUCUAAACUGCAAGAUCAUCUGAGAAGAUGCCACCCUGAUAAAACAGAGAAAGAUGUGAAAUACUUUCAAACACUCAAAAAUAAAUUUCAGAAGAGACCUACACUGGACAGAAUGUUCGCUUCGACGUCACAAAGAAAUGAUGAUGGUUUGCGGGCGUCUUACAAUAUCUCGUUACUUAUAGCAAAAUCCGGAAAACCGCAUACUAUCGGAGAGAAGUUAAUUUUUCCAGCCGUUGAAGAGGUUUUAAAAACUGUUUUACACAAACCUGCACCUGAUAUCAUUAAAAGAAUUCCCUUAAGCAACAAUACUGUUGAAAGACGUAUUGAUGAAAUGAGUUCUGAUAUUGAAAGCUUCUUAUGUAAUUAUUUGCAAACGACCCAUUUCUCUAUACAACUGGACGAGUGA